Molecule: messenger RNA, 2257 nt
Organism: Zea mays
Lineage: Eukaryota; Viridiplantae; Streptophyta; Magnoliopsida; Poales; Poaceae
Product: myosin-11-like
Exons: 3
Coding region: 554-2140 (528 amino acids)
Source: RefSeq, a predicted model, not a curated record
AGAAUAGGAUGAAUAGUUCUUCUCCCCUGCGCGAUGGCGAUGGCUUCCUCGUGAUGCGGCGCUCGGUCUCACGCCACACAUGACAAGUCACAUGCGCAUGCAAACCAACCACAUCACCUCCCUCUCCUCUCCACGAGAGGGAUGAGAUGAGAACAUGAUCAUUCCAUGACCCCCUCCUCCGCCACCGCUCGCCGCCGGACCUCCCAGAGGAGGCGUCCCUGCAAUGCCGCCUCUGCCUCCGCCAGGGCCCUCGCCGCCGGCCUCUGGAGGCUGCGCCACGCCGAGCGGAUGAUGGCGGCCGGGGCCUCGCCGCCGCCCGCCGCCCAAACGAAACCGGUAUGCAUCCAGGAUUCGAGAUCUGAUAAAUGGGAAGAAGAAAAAAAGAUUGCUGCAGAUGACUGACUCCAUUUCAAGAAGAGCACUCUGUAUCCAUGAUAAUUGAUAACCCAACAUGUAUACAUAAUGGGACGAACGGAGAUGACAUCUUUAUGUGGAUCGAUCUGUUUCUGUAGAUGAAGACUGAUCUAUUUUGUCUGUCCCGCAGCAAAAGCUCAUGGGACGGAGCCGGACGAGGCCAAGCCACCACCUCUGCCGUUGCCGAUGUACUAGCAGCAGCACUAGGAAUGGCAUCCUAGACAAGAUCGACGCGUGCUUGGACGGCUCCUCGUCCAUGGAGAAGGCCACCAAAUGGGAUGCCAACCACUCGCAUCUGAGGGGAAGAAGAGCACGGGGACUCCGAUUGGACAACAUCUUCUUCGCCUCGACAUCAGCAAUGUCUUCCCCUCUGCUGCUGCUCAUGGAGGCGGAGCUGGAGAAGGCGCGAGGCGAAGCCAGGGAGCUGGAGGAGGAGCGGCGCCUUAUGACCAAGCGCCUGGACCGCUUCCUGCGGAGGCUGGCCGAGGAGAAGGCGGCGUGGAAGUCCCGGGUCCGGGACAAGGCCCGCCACGCCGUGGCCGCCCUCCAGGACGAGCUAGGCGCAGAGCGGAGGCACCGGAGGCAGCUGGAGCAGGCCAACGCCAGGCUUCUGCGCGACCUGGCGGAGGCGCGGGCGGCGGCCAAGCAGCAGGCGCAGAGCUACGAGAUGGAGCGCAAGGCGCGGGAGCUGAUGGAGGACGCCUGCUCCGAGCUCACGCGGGAGGUGGAGGAGGACCAGGCCGAGGUGGAGCUGCUCCGCGGGGAGUGCCUGCGCAUGCGGGAGGAGAUGGAGGAGGAGCGCCGCAUGCUGCAGAUGGCCGAGGUGUGGCGGGAGGAGCGCGUGCAGAUGAAGCUGUCCGACGCCAAGCUCGCGCUCGAGAACAAGUACACGCACCUCAACCGCUUGCAGGCGGAGAUGGAGGCCUUCCUCCGCAACAAGGGCGACGAGUCAGCCUCCCACUCCGCCGUGCUGCGGGAGGCGCGCCUCAUAAGCGACGCCGCUGCAGCCACAAGCUCGGACCACUUCCGCCGCAAGGAAAGCGAAAGGCAACAUGCUGCCGCUGCGGAAAGGGAAAGGGACGGCGACGGGCGCAGGAACAGCAGGCCCGCGAGCCCCGCGUCGUCCAAAUCCAGCGACAUGCUGCAGUCCGUCAGCCCCGCGACCGACCUCUUCUUGGCCAAGGCCGACGGCGGCGACGGCGACGACGACGACGACGACGACAUGUUCGCCGACGGUGGCAGCUCGGCCGACCUGGAAAUGGCUUCCUGCAGCUGGGUCGGCACCAGCGACCGCUCAGCUUCGGUGGCCAACGGCAACGGCGGGGUGACGACGGAGGCUCGUUCGUCAGGCGCGAGCCGGCGUUCAACCAAGAACACCGCGCUCAUACGCAGGCUCUGGAGGUCCGCCAUCACCGAGAGCAGGAAGAAGACCGGGAGGACAGCUGCCGACUGGUCGCCGUCUUAUUCGGACAGGAGGAUGUCGAGCGUGACCGCGGAAGGGCCGCCGCCGCCGCUUCCUCCUCCAGCCGUCGCAGGCGAGCAGUGCAGCUCGUCAGGCGGCUCUGGAUUGCCACAGCGGGUAGGGGGAGGGGGAGGCAGGCUGAAGCAGAGCCUCAAGGAGAAGCUGAUGGAGGCGAGGAUGGACGAUCAGAAGCCCCUCCCCUCCGUGUGCAAAAACCUUGAUGACGAGCAACACUACCAAAAUUCAUCAGAUCACAAAUUCUGAAUAUAUGGUAUUGAUAGAUUAAUAGGCAUAUAUAAAUACCACCAUAACAUCCAUGUACUACUCCCUGUAUUAUAUUAUAUUAUAUUGUAUUAUAUUGCACUCCUACAUAACAUACUA